Molecule: messenger RNA, 827 nt
Organism: Linum trigynum
Lineage: Eukaryota; Viridiplantae; Streptophyta; Magnoliopsida; Malpighiales; Linaceae
Source: the annotation of a GenBank genome assembly
CUAGAAUUGGAAACCAUUCAUAACUACACACAAAAAAAAAAAAGACACGAGCCGAUUAGGGUUUUAUUUUUUCUUUCGAGAUCUGCAAUCAUGGCGGACAUGGAGUCGGAGGAGGUUCUGGUGAACCCGGGCCAGAUGGCGGCGGCGGCGAAGAAGAACCGGACGUUCAAAAAAUUCAGCUUCCGCGGCGUGGAUUUGGACGCGCUGCUCGACAUGUCGACCGACGAUCUGGUGACCCUCUUCACGGCCCGGGCCCGGAGGAGGUUCCAGCGUGGGCUGACGAGGAAGCCCAUGGCGCUGAUCAAGAAGCUCCGCAAGGCCAAGAGGGAGGCCACGCCGGGGGAGAAGCCGCAGCCGGUGAGGACCCACCUCCGAAACAUGAUCAUCGUCCCCGAGAUGAUCGGAAGCGUGAUUGGGAUCUACAACGGCAAGAUGUUCAACCAGAUCGAGGUGAAGCCCGAGAUGAUCGGUCACUAUUUAGCUGAGUUUUCGAUUACUUACAAGCCCAUUAAGCACGGCAGGCCAGGCCAUGGUGCUACUCACUCUUCCAGGUUCAUUCCUCUCAAGUGAUCAAACCAAAGUUGUGUUUAAUGGAUGUUUGGUUUCGUUUGUUGUUUUUGGUUGGGGGAUCUUUUUUCCUCGAUUUGAAUUGUUUUUGGGAUUGUUUAUCUAUUUGGGUUGCCGAAGUACUUUAUUAAUUUUGUUCAUUGCUACCUAGGAAAUACUGUUAGGUGGUUGACAUGAUAACUGGAUGCUUGCAUCUUAUAUAUGCAAUGUUCGUAGUUUAAUCGUGUUUCAAUUUAUAUUUAUAAAACUGCUUACCGACU